This is a messenger RNA of Nematolebias whitei (Rio pearlfish), 2123 nucleotides long. RefSeq names its product protein kinase cGMP-dependent 3 (gene prkg3). NCBI's taxonomy places the organism in Eukaryota, Metazoa, Chordata, Actinopteri, Cyprinodontiformes, Rivulidae. The record is from RefSeq and is a predicted model, not a curated record. Gene Ontology annotation, molecular function: ATP binding; cGMP-dependent protein kinase activity. Bases 84 to 2123 code for a protein of 679 amino acids. Gene Ontology annotation, biological process: protein phosphorylation. The transcript has 22 exons.
UUAAAUCAGUGCAGGUUGAUCGUUUUGGCUCCUUUUGAUCCAUGCGGCUUCGUCUCUGCUGACCACCCACCUCCUGCAGAGCGAUGGAGAAGCAGGUACAGGAUCUGAAGCUUCAGCUGGAAAAGCAAUGUCUGAUCAACCAAGAGCUAAAGAGGCAAAACAAAGAUCUGGAGCAACGGCUGAGGGAGAAAGAAAAGCUUUUACAAGAACUGAACACUCAAUAUCAUGAUCUUGAGUUUCCCUCCCGGAGCAGCAACGAGGUUGAUUCUGAAUUUAGAACGAGCCGUGCGGCUGUUAUCGCCUCCGAACCGAUUCCUGAAACUGUGGAAAUAUCACACACUAAAGUCAAGAAGACGGUCAGCGAGACCAGUCUGAUUGUUAAAGCCAUCCAGAAAAAUGACUUCCUGAGCCGCCUCGACGAUGAGCAGAUAGCCAUGAUGGUGGACCUUUUAGUGGCAUCUCACAUUAAACCUGGGGGGGAAGUCAUCAGCGAGGGGUCUGAAGGAGACAGCAUGUACAUUGUUGCAGAUGGUGAGUUGAUUGUCACCCAGGCAGGCCGGGACCUCCGGACUCUCAUCCGGGGAGAUGUUUUCGGAGAGUUAGCCAUCCUGUACAACUGCAAACGAACAGCAACAGUCAAAGCAAAGACCUCCGUGCACCUGUGGUGCAUGGAGCGCCAGACCUACAGAACCAUCAUAACCAACAAGUCCAAGAAGAAACGGGAGCAGCUCAUGGGCUUCCUGAAGACGUCUCACACUCUGAAGGACUUAAAUGAUGUGCAGUUGUCAAGGAUCAUCGACUCUAUGGAGGAGGCAAAGUUUCAAGACAAAGAUGUUAUCGUCCGCGAAGGAACAGAAGGAAACACGUUCUACAUCAUCCUCAAAGGCGAGGUUUUGGUGACCAAGAGUGUGAACGGACAUCAAAAGACCAUUCGCAGGAUGGGGAAAGGGGAGCACUUUGGGGAGCAGGCGCUCAUACGGGAGGUACUGAGAACGGCCACCUGCACGGCCAACGGCCCCGUUACAUGCUUCUCCAUUGACAAGGAGGUUUUUGAAGAGACAAUCCCCGUAGAGCACCUGGAGCUGUUCGAUGACUCCAAAGUGAUGCAAGAGGCACAAGCUCCAGAAAAGUCAAGUCCCAGCUCUUCACUGAGGUUCAAGGAUUUGGUUCCUGUCUGUUAUCAGGAGGGUCGGUAUCAGGGGGAUCCAGUCACACUCGGAGUUGGAGGGUUCGGUCGUGUGCAGUUGAUGGCAACAAUAAAUCAUGGGAAAUAUUACGCCAUGAAGCGAGUCAGCAAGAAGCAAAUUGUUGCAAAGAGGCAAGAGGAGCACAUGCUGUUUGAGAGGAAGAUCCUCAAAGCGAUCCAGUGUGACUUCAUUGUCAAACUUUAUGCUGCCUUUAAAGACACAAGAUAUAUCUACAUGAUGAUGGAGUUCUGUGGAGGCGGGGAGAUCUGGACCAAACUUAAAGAAGUAGGGCGAUUUGAUGAGCCGAUUUCUGUGUUUUGCUCCGCCUGUGUGGUGGAGGCCUACGCUUACCUCCACAAGAAGAGCAUCAUGUACAGAGACCUGAAGCCGGAGAACCUGAUGUUGGACAUGAGAGGCUACGUUAAACUGGUGGACUUUGGUUUUGCAAAGGAGAUGGUGCGAGGUGAGAAAACGUAUUCUUUUGUGGGUACUCCUGAGUACAUGGCUCCAGAGAUCAUCAAGAAUCAGGGACACGACUUUGCAGUUGACUUUUGGUCCCUUGGCAUCCUGAUCUUUGAACUUCUGGUGGGAAGCCCUCCAUUUUCAAGCUCCGAGCCCCAUAAGAUUUACACCAAAAUCUUGGACGGGGUGCUAAAGUUUCCACCUUACUUGAGUGAGGCAGCCAAGUCUAUCAUCAGUAAACUGUGCAGGCCUCGGCCUGGUCAGAGGUUAGGGAACACCAAGAACGGGAUCAAAGAUGUCCGGCAUCACAGGUGGUUCAGCAGCAUGAACUGGCACAAGCUGCGCAUGGGUCAGCUUGAUGCUCCAACAGUACGACUCGUACGCAAGGGUCCGUGCUACAUCAACUUCGAUCAGUUUCCUCAGGACCACACGAAGGCCGACGAGGAGUUCUCCGGUUGGGACUGCGACUUCUGA